AUGGCUACAGCUCAAGGCCUCAUCGACGGCUUUAUGGACGAGAUACGCCGCUUGAUACGGCUGGCUAGAGCAACGGAAGGUGAGCAGCCCCAGAUCAAGCGAACCUCCCCGCCUUUAAUGGGUAUCCCUAUCGAACUAACAGUAUCAUGGCCCGAGGAUGACCCGGAAGAGUGGGACGAUUUCAAGGAGCUGCUAGUCAGCAUACGCCAACUGGCACAAGACUCCAACCUUGUACACUCCACGUGGACCGAGAUUGACGACGACAAUGAUGAGCCUGCCUUAUGGUUAUUAAUGGGACAUGAGGUCUGGCAAAGCGUCCGGCAAGAUCGCCUCAGAGGUAGCCGAAUCUGGUCCGUCAGCAAUAACUUACCACUGAACUCUCCUUCCAGAACGCAAACCGUGGUUCUCCGCCGAGCAAUUUCGGUUCUGCCUGUCGAAGAUGAGAGGUCAUACCGGACAGAGAAACAUUUCAAUAGCCAUCGGGCAGUGUAUCAGAAUAUUGCAUGGUUCUUGCAAGCGUCCUUGCGUCUCAACCCCCAGGACACAUCAGAGGUGCUAACAUACCUCUGCGACCGUCAGCUGGCUGAACGCAUCGACCUUGUUUCGAGCUGGAAGUCACCGGAAUUCGACGUCAGUCUUACCUUACCCAUCAGGGCUGCGGCAGAAGCUCUCCGUUAUGCCGUCUAUGACGGAUAUUACGACGACCUCCCCUCAAUAGUACAGGAUCAAAAGUCGCUGCUAAAUCUUGCGUCCGUGCAUCAAAUCUCUGCCGUCAACAGGAAAGUAGAAGCGCCAGAUUACCAGGUUACGGAACCCAUAUUUCGCGUUGACGGAUUGGCUGCAAUGCGUGUACGCGAUCGACAGCUGUGCCCGCGACUGCGGAAAGCAAUCAGAGGCAGAGAACAGGCGGAUACAGCCAUUUUGGCCUGCAGAGACCCCAGCGCGCCCGAACGCAAGCCAGUCACCGUCGUAAUUUGGACAAGGACCUCUCGUGAGGAUCACAUCGAGUCCCUGUCAACCAUCAGACAGAUUUGGAGUACGCUUGUUACACCACCACCGUGUCUAGAAGCAUGGCAUCCGGACGAUCGCUUGGUCGUUGCACACGAGCAAUGCUCGUCUUCUCAACACCCGUGGCAAGAUCGAUUACUUUGGAAGCGGAUACCACAAGACCGGCCCGUAUUCCUACUCACUGCGAAUCCCGACCGGCUAACGAGGAGGAGCGGUGAGGUAGCCUUACUUGUGGAGCUUAUCCAGAAUACCGGCGGUGCCUGGUGGAGUCGAGGGAUCGUGGACCUUGGUAUGGAGACGGGAGAAGAGGCGGACCGGGAAUGGCAGUGUGUAGGCGAAGAAGGCGUGCUUAACCAAGUACAGGCACAGCUCGUCCUUGGUCGUCAACGCGCUUUACAGGGUGGAUAUUACUGGCGGAGCGUCAUAGCCAUGACGCGAUUGCUGAACGCUGCACAAGGCCGGAGUAGUCAGUUGUCGCAGUUGGCCGUCAUCCGUGCUCUGGUCAAACUCGUGUGCGAAGUCCACCAGAUCACUUCCGUACUGAUCUGCCCGCGCACAUCUCCGGGUGCCGAGACGUUGGAGGAUGACAGCAUCAGCACUUCGAUCGUACGGCAACAGACCUUUCUACAACUCUUUGUCCCGGCUGGCAUUGAUGUACAGCUACUGCAAGGGAAAAGGGUGUCUGCAUAUGACGGGUCCUACAUCAAGCUUGUGGAGCAAAAACUGAAAGCUAUGUCUGUCUCUGGAAACGUCCUACUCCUAUCCAGCUCCUCGGUAGGGCAGGGCACCGUCACAUUGCUAUGGCAAUGCUUUGGGACCAUGAAACCAUACUACACCCAAUAG
Messenger RNA from Coniosporium apollinis CBS 100218, 1851 nucleotides. RefSeq lists its product as uncharacterized. The record is from RefSeq and is a predicted model, not a curated record. The coding region runs from base 1 to 1851 and encodes 616 amino acids. The transcript is spliced from 4 exons. NCBI's taxonomy places the organism in Eukaryota, Fungi, Ascomycota, Dothideomycetes.